AUGCUUAUUUUUACGAAACGAACCAGUUUUUGGACUCAAAUUCAACAAACUAUAAAUAAUGAAAACUCUCAAGAAAAAUUUGAUAAGUACUCUAUCCUGGUUUCUUUAGCAUUUACCAGCUUAUUUGCGACCUUACUCUUAACGCUCUUUGUAUGUCUUCGAAGGACUUUUAAGUAUGUUUAUUCUCCUAGAUUGAAAUAUGCAAAGCGUGAUACCAGCAUUCCUCCCAUGAAAAAAAGUCUCUUCGGAUGGAUAGAACCUCUUUGGAAUGUAAGAGUUGAAGAUUGUCUAUAUGAUAUUGGCGCGGAUGCCACAAUCUUUCUCUUGUUUUCUCGAUUUUGUAGAGAUCUCUUUGGCGUCUUGGCUUUCUUUUGUUGCAUUAUUCUGAUACCAAUCAACGUUAUUGCUUCGAACGAAUCAGAUAGCACUUCCAAUGCAACGAACGCGUAUGCGAAGUUAUCUUUUCAAAAUGUCUCAGGAAAAUGGACAGUUGCACACAUCGUACUUGGAUACUUUAUGAAUGGUGUUGUCUUGGCUUUCUUAUUCAAAUACUAUCGUAUUGUAAGUCGCAUCCAGCAGCGCUACUACAGAAGUGCUGCUUACCAAAAUAAUAUUAGUACUCGUUCUUUGUUGGUGGCUGACAUCCCUUCUUCGCUUCGUUCUUUAAAAGGUUUAGCAGCUGUUGCUGCUCAUUUGAAAAAGAGUGAUAGACCAAUUUAUUACCACAUCUGUCAUGCCAUAAAUAAUCUUCCCGGUCUUGUCAAAAAAUACAACAAUGCUGUGUAUGCUCUUGAAGCAGUCUUUGCAAAGUACUUCAAGGAUCCUAAACAAAUACCGGAAGUGCGCCCAGUUCAUACGAUUAAGCAUGGAUUGUUUAAUUAUGAAAAAGUUGAUGCCAUUGAUUACUACAACUCAAAGAUUGAAAACUAUGCGCUUCGAGUGAACAUUGCUCGAGAAUCCCUCGAAGAAAAUAGAUUUGAGCAGUAUGGGUUUUUAACCUACAAUUCUUCGUUCACUUCUCAUCAGAUUGCUAGAAUGAACUCAAAGGCUCUUGGAGCAGCAAUCCAUAGAUGUCCUCAGCCAGAGGAUAUGUUAUGGGAUAAUCUAUCCCUUCCUAGAAGUAGUCGGGCUUUCAAUCGAAUUAUGGGAAAUUUGCUUUUCAUUGCUUUACUCGUUGCCUGGAUUCCAGAAAACGCCCUUUUUGCUAUUUUUAUAGCAAACCUCUGGAAUCUUGGUAAUGUAUGGCCAUGGUUUUCACGUCAGCUCAAUGUUCAUUCAGGAUUCUGGUCAAUUGUUCAAGGUAUUAUCAGUCCUGCAUUAACUUCAUUGCUCUUUACCCUCUUGGAAGUUGUGCUACGUAGAAUUUCAUCAUUCCAGGGUAGUCUGACUAAAAGUGCGAGAGAAAGGAGAGUACUGAACAAGUUGUACGUUAUUUUUACCUUUGAUAACUUCAUUAUUUAUACUGUUCUUUCUGUUAUUUGGAGGGUUAUAGCUCUUAUUAUAGCCAAAACAGAACAAGAAGGAAAUUUUGCUGAAGGACUGACGAUUUUUAAGACGUCUGAACCGGUACCAUGGUUAGUAACUGCCUUCGUUGGAUUUUCUUCGUUUUGGAUUAUGUAUAUUGCUCAUUCAUUCACGUCGUUCUUGUUUCAAAUGGCCCAACCGAUCAGCUUAACUAUUCGUAUUAUAAAGAAAAGAUUUUUUUCACCUACUCCUCGUGAUAUCUUUGAAUGGACUUCUCCUCAAAAAUUUUUUUACAGCAGUUCUCUUAACAAAGUGCUGUUUUUCUUUACCGUCGCAAUAUGCUAUGCCUGCGUAAGUCCUUUGGUAUUGCUAUUUGCCGUGGCAACAUUCUGCUCAAAUUACAUGGCCCAAAAAUAUAAUUUGAUGUACAUUUCGGAAACUUCUGCAGAAAGCGGUGGUCGUUUUUGGCGUCCAGUGGUAAAUAGAAUCCUAUUUGGACUUGAGUUGGCAAAUGUUAUUUUGUUUUUAUGCAUUUGGGCGCGUGGUGGACUUACGCGUGCAUUUUGUCUAAUACCAACUUUCGCGUUUGUAAUAUUUUUCAAGAUUUACUGCGCGAUAUGCUUAGACCCUAAGGCGCAUUUCAUAAUUGAGGAUCCUUACUCUUCCGUUGAGGAUUCUCUUAAUCACGUCGAAAGUGAGAUUUGUUUCGGUCAUCCAUCGACAUAUACUCCUUUAAUGGUACCUUUGAUUCGAGAAGACGCACGUUCGUUACUUCAUUUGGUUUACUCCGGAAAGACAGAAGCUGUUGGUAAACCGAAGGACGAAGUAUCUUCUGAAGACGAUUCUGACGAGGAAUUGGCGAAACAUGAAGAGAAAUUGACGAUGGUUGACUAUGUUGAUUUGAACAACAUGGAUACUGCGAAGGAGCAAUUUGAACGACGUCAAUCGAAGAUGUUGAAUAAAAGCCUUUCGAGGUCUUAUACAAAGCAUCAUGGCCACAAGCCCAAAUAUGCGAAUCCAAUAAUGAAUGAGGAAGACUUGGCGUUAGGACAAUCUUUAACCCAUGUAUCUGACUCAACGGCUUUAGAACCCGUUAUGACAACGAGUACAUAUGCGGCUCCCAUGAACAGCAAUGAUUUUGGAAAGAAUCAAAAACUCUAA
Messenger RNA from Schizosaccharomyces osmophilus, 2625 nucleotides. RefSeq names its product plasma membrane calcium ion transmembrane transporter (gene rsn1). Bases 1 to 2625 code for a protein of 874 amino acids. The transcript has a single exon. Gene Ontology annotation, molecular function: calcium-activated cation channel activity. Gene Ontology annotation, cellular component: plasma membrane. Lineage: Eukaryota; Fungi; Ascomycota; Schizosaccharomycetes; Schizosaccharomycetales; Schizosaccharomycetaceae. The record is from RefSeq and is a predicted model, not a curated record.